Molecule: messenger RNA, 2601 nt
Organism: Osmia lignaria (orchard mason bee)
Lineage: Eukaryota; Metazoa; Arthropoda; Insecta; Hymenoptera; Megachilidae
Product: KH domain-containing, RNA-binding, signal transduction-associated protein 3
Biological process (GO): regulation of alternative mRNA splicing, via spliceosome
Cellular component (GO): nucleus
Molecular function (GO): mRNA binding
Source: RefSeq, a predicted model, not a curated record
AGGUUUGUAAGAGAUGGAAUAGUGAGCGUUCAGCCAUUGUAACUUUGCUGUAAACUCACGUCUGCUCCGUUUAAUGAUCAGCUUCCGUCUUUUACCUGACUAACAAAACCGUUAUUUUUUUCUGUUUAUCACUACCGAAGUAUUUGAUAAGAGGGUAUCAGUCAUGAGUGAUAGACAGAGCAACGGUGAGUACAAAUAUCAAAGAGAUGAAAAUGCCGACGUUAAAGUAAGAGUAUCAUCGGAGAAAGAACGAGAUGAAAAAGAGCAUCAAGUUGACAAAGCCGGAGAAUAUGUUCGGGAGCUUUUGCAAGAAAAAGUUGAAUUGGAUUCGCAGAAAUGGCCUAAUGCAACUAGACUACUCGAUCAAGAAAUUCAGAAGACUCAAGCCAUUGGAAAACCAGUAAGGGAUCCGAAAUAUGUAGAUAUUUAUCGCGAAAAACCGAUUCGUGUUUCGGUUAAAGUAUUGGUACCUGUUCGGGAACAUCCAAAGUUUAAUUUCGUUGGAAAGUUAUUGGGUCCCAAAGGUAAUUCUAUGAAACGUUUGCAAGAAGAAACGAUGUGUAAAAUGGCGGUGCUAGGACGAGGAUCAAUGAAAGAUCGUCAAAAGGAAGAAGAAUGCCGUAUGUCUCUUGAUCCAAAAUAUGCUCAUCUUUCGGAUGAUCUUCACGUUGAGAUAACAGCUCUAGCACCUCCUGCGGAGGCUUAUGCCCGUAUCGCGUUCGCAUUGGCCGAAGUUAGGAAGUAUUUGAUUCCUGAUAAUAACGAUAAUAUACGUCAGGAACAAAUGCGAGAAAUGGAGAUGAGCAUGACCGAUGAUCCAACGAGUGCCGACGACAGAAGGCCUUCUAUAAGAGGCGUGCCAAGUGGCGGUGGAAUACUGAGACCCACUGCAAGACCUACGAUGCCACGAUCUUCCAGAGCGGCUAUACUUCCACCACCUUCGAGUCGAGGGCCAAUUUCGCGUCAAGUAUCAGCAAAAAGUAAAGUCUUCUCCAUUUUGGACCGCGCUAGAGUUGCUAUGGAUCAGAGUUAUGGUUACGAGACUGCUACCCCUCCUCCAAGCAAUCGCGUUGGAUCCCAUCAUGAUUAUGAUUAUCACACGUCUACCAGUGGUAGUAGUCGAUAUGGAGAUCGGCAUUACACAUCGGCGUCGGGACAUGAUAUGUAUCCUUCCUCGAGGUACACGACUUACGAGUACGAUGACGAUGCUGUCCCGCACUCUUCGCACGACUACUACGAAACAUCCGAAUAUCCAGGUGUAUAGAAGAAUAAGGAAGAUCGCGCGGGAACGCGUUUUUCUGGGUCGAAAUAUUUUAAUCUCCUGUUUCUCUGUUCAGUGGAGUUUCAAGUGCCUUCGUAUCACGUGAGUAUGAUUGAAUUUUUUAAGGUAUUUUCGUCAGAGCGAUAAUUGAGUUUCGUGUACAGAGGGAAAAGUCCUAUUGUUAAUGUGGUUCGCUUAUAAUAAUUUUUUGUUACAGUAUAUUCAUCUCCAUAACAGACUUUUAUUCUUUGUUAUAUUGUGAUUUGUAAUUUCAGCGAAACGUUCCAGGAUUUCUAGUAUCAUAAUGAAAUUUUUUUAUUUCAUUGAAAUAGUUUAACUCAUUGAUGAAAUUUUUAUUUAAUUCCAGUUUAAAAUUAGUUAUGUGAACUGCAAUUGAAAUGUUUACCAUUUAAAAAAAUCUUCAUUCCAGAUUCAAAGUUAAUUGUUUUUUAUUCUAUGAUCGCGAUUUUAUUAACUUAAUUUAUUGAGGGUUUAUAAUAAAAAAACUGAGUUAAACUAUUUUUCAGUUUCAUGUUAAGAUUGUUUAAGAGACAGAUGAGCCAGUUCUAAAGCUUGGUGAUAAAAGUAUCAAGCUCCUCUUACAUGCAUAGUAUAGGGUGUCUCAAAAUGGUUGUGUAAAAAAAGUUCUUUAGAUUGCAAAAUGUUAGAAAACUUUUCUAUUUCUUCCGAAACAGAAAACCUGCAGUGAACAACCUUUUUAAGAUACCUAGUAAAUUUUCUUUCUUAGUUACGUACAAAAAUCUAUGAGAUAGUAAGACUUUCUUUCAGGAAACGGAAUGUUCAGACAACACAAUGUUGCAUCCAUCGACGAGGAAGUUACAAAAGUUCAUUUUUAAACAGUGACGAUAAUAGAAACUAACAUUUAAGCAUUCCUGAAAUUCAGUGUCUAAUUUGGUGAUUGUUAUUGUGCAAAAGACAGAAACUCACCAAAUUUAAUCUCCAUUCAGUAUAUUUUUAUGGUAUUUUAAAUGAGAUUAGUAUUGAAUGUGAAUUUUCAUAACUAUUUUAAUUAGAUUUUUCUGUUAUAUCGUCCAGAUAUCAUUGACGUUAUUAAAUGUAAGCUUCCUAUGCGAUUUGAAAUUUCUCUAACAAUGUUUAAUUAAUAACCAAAGUGAUUAUGUGGUGUAAGUUACUGUAAUCAUUCGAGUUUUCGAAUGGACUGAUGACAAUUACAAAUUCUAUUUCUAUACGACUAUAUAGAGAUAGAUAUCAUUUGAUGACUAUAGUGAAUAUAAGUGUGUGUCCUACAAAUAUGUUCAUUCAAAGUCUGUGUUGAAAGUCUUCAAUGGAAAAUAAAUAAAUUGAACGUAAGAAGUGAA